Messenger RNA from Drosophila teissieri, 6413 nucleotides. It is a transcript of the gene pod1, whose product is annotated as coronin-7. The transcript is spliced from 15 exons. NCBI's taxonomy places the organism in Eukaryota, Metazoa, Arthropoda, Insecta, Diptera, Drosophilidae. Gene Ontology annotation, molecular function: protein binding. Bases 311 to 4111 code for a protein of 1266 amino acids. The record is from RefSeq and is a predicted model, not a curated record.
CGACGAUAGAAACUAUCGAUAGACAAUGACAGAACGUUUGAAAAAAAAGUUGAAGAUCUCUCGCGUAGUUUAUUGAUUGCAUUGAAACGAAACUCACAAACGGAGAAGCGGAGCGGAGAGCGAAGCGCAAGAGAGCGACUGAGAGGGAGCCACUGGACUAGUGACAAUCGACCAUCAGGCAUCAACCAUCAGGCAUAUACAAUCCACAAUCGACACUCUACACUCGAGCAGAGAACGUCCAUAUCCACAUCCGCAUCGGAUCGCCAUCACAUCGGAUCGAAGCCCCCCCAUCUCAACCAAGUAGCCAACCAUGGCCUGGCGAUUCAAGGCUUCCAAGUACAAAAAUGCCGCACCCAUUGUGCCCAAGGCGGAGGCAUGCGUCCGCGAGAUCUGCGUGGGCAGCUACCAGACGUACGGCAACAACAUUGCCGCCUCCGGCGCCUUUAUGGCCUUCAACUGGGAGCACACCGGCUCCAGCGUCGCUGUCCUCCCGCUGGAUGACUGCGGCCGGAAGAGCAAGACCAUGCCGCUGCUCCAUGGGCACACGGACACAGUGACGGAUCUCAAGUUCUCCCCGUUUCACGACGGGCUGCUGGCCACCGCCUCGCAGGAUUGCCUGGUCAAGAUCUGGCACAUACCGGAAAAAGGUCUGGAGCAGUCGCUUUCCGAUCCGGAGGCCAUCUUCUCACACAAGCAGAGACGCGUAGAGACAGUGGGCUUCCAUCCAACGGCCGACGGCUUGAUGUACUCCACAGCCGCCGGCUGCGUGGCUCUCUUUGAUCUCAGCACCCAAAAGGAGAUAUUCUCGAACAAUGAGCAUCCCGAGGUGAUACAGUCGGCCAGUUGGCGCGAGGAUGGCACCGUUUUGGCCACCAGUUGCAAGGAUAAGAAUGUGCGAAUCUUCGAUCCCCGUGCCGCUGGUUCACCCAUCCAGCUGACUGCUGAGUCGCAUCAGAGCAUCAAGGAUUCGCGGGUAGUGUGGCUGGGAAAUCAGCACCGCAUCCUGACCACUGGCUUCGAUGCGGCCCGACUGCGACAGGUGAUCAUCCGCGAUGUGCGCAACUUUAACACGCCAGAGAAAACUCUCGAACUCGAUUGCUCCACGGGCAUACUGAUGCCCCUCUUCGAUCCCGACACCAAUAUGCUUUUCCUAGCCGGAAAAGGUGACACCACCAUUAACUACUUGGAGAUUACGGACAAGGAUCCGUAUUUAAUUGAGGGCUUGCGUCAUACUGGCGAGCAGACGAAGGGUGCGUGUCUGGUGCCCAAGCGAGCACUUAAAGUCAUGGAGGCAGAGGUUAACCGGGUGUUGCAAUUGACCUCCAACAUGGUCAUACCCAUCAUGUACCAGGUGCCCAGAAAGACAUACCGUGAUUUCCACGCCGAUCUAUAUCCGGAGACUACUGGCUACAAGACAGAACUGGUGGCCGGCGAGUGGCUGAAUGGCAGCAACCAGGCGGUGCCCAAGAUGAGCCUUGAUCCCGCCAAGCGCGAGCAUGGCGAUGAGCCAAUUAUUAUUCAUCGCGGUAACCUGAGUGAUUUUGUUAAGAACCUGGAGAAUCAGCGGGCCAAGAGCAACACCACUGGGAAACCAAAUCAGCAGGCCAAACGCAACGAUAACGAGCAUUUUGUCAUGCUAAACAAGGGAAAUAACUUUGAGGAGAAGAACGGCAAUGACAAUAGCAACGAUAGCAAUGGAAAGAAGAGCAUACCUUCACAGUCCCAGCCAGAUGGCGAGUGCAGUGAGCUCAUCCGUAAGUUCGAGUCCAAAUACAAGGUGGAUUCGGAGAAGGAAAAGGCCCAUGCCUACGCCCAGUCCCAGGAGGAUGACAAGGAGUCACCCACCGAGCAGGAGCAUUCGACCGGCAGCAGCGAGGAGGUCUCCUCCUCCGGUGGACUGGACAACCACUCGGCCAGUGGCAGCCACUCGCCACCGAAGCCCAUGCCGCGCACCUCGCGCAACAAUUCCCUGCCGGAGGCCAGUGAUUCCGCUGGGGAAAGCAGCAGCACCAACACGCCGCGCCCGAGGCCUCGUACCACCGCUGCGUCUGCUUACAAGCCACGUUUGGGUCCCAAGCCCUUCUCCAGCACCACAGGUGACGUUUCGUUUGACAAGGUGUUCGCUGUGCCCUUGGCCCCGGGAUCCCACGAGAAUAUCUCGAACGUGGGGCAGGACAGCGGAGUGGAGAUGACACCCGCUCAGGGAGCCAAACCGGAUCUCAUUGUGGAAAUCGAAAUUAAAAAGAAACCCGAAAGGGAACCUGCUGUGGCUGGAAAUGGUGUCCAGAAGUCACUGACCACCUCGGAGCGCCGUAAGUCCUCGGCUGACGAUGAUGAAUCAUCCGACAAGAUAUUCGAGCAAAACUCGGAGUCCUCGGAGAACUCGACGGAGGGCGAAGAUCGCACGGAUGCAGAUCUGCGCAGAAACUGCACCUCCAGGAGCAGCUUUGCCGAGCGACGGCGCAUAUACGAGAAUCGCUCCAAGAGUCAGGUGGACGAGAAGCCUCAGUCGCCAGUCCCAUUACGUCGCGAGCACUCCAAGGUGGAGCCCCUGAAGCCCAGUCAACAGCAGCAGCAGCAGGGCAAUGUGAUCGACACCAAGCGCAUCUCUGUCCCAGAGGGUAAAUUAAUGGAGGAGCACCGCCGCGGAAACGGCGCUGGACUCAAGAAAUCCGCCACUGAGGCGGCAUUUAGUGCUGCCAGCACCAAACGCACCUCCACCGUUUUUGGCAAGGUGUCCAAGUUCAGGCACUUGAAGGGCACCCCUGGUCACAAGUCCACGCACAUCGAGAACUUGCGCAACCUAAGUCGCCAGAUUCCGGGCGAGUGCAAUGGCUUCCACGCCAACCAGGAGCGCGUCGCAGUGCCGCUUUCUGGGCCCGGCGGCAAGAUAGCCAUCUUUGAGUUGAGCCGCCCUGGACGGUUGCCCGAUGGCGUGAUUCCGUCGCUCGUGAACGGCAGCAACAUAAUGGACUUCCAGUGGGAUCCGUUUGAUGCCCAGCGAUUGGCUGUGGCCUGCGACGAUGGCAUCGUAAAAAUCUGGCAUAUUGAAGCCGGCGGAUUGAGUGAGCCGACAAACACACCUGCCGGCGAGCUGACCGCUCACCUGGACAAGAUUUACUUCAUACGCUUCCACCCGCUGGCUGCUGAUGUUCUGCUAACCGCCAGCUACGAUAUGACCAUCAAGCUGUGGGAUUUGCGUACCAUGACAGAGAAGUGCUCGCUUUCGGGGCAUACAGAUCAGAUCUUUGACUUCGCCUGGAGUCCCUGCGGCCGGUUGGGCGCCACCGUAUGCAAGGAUGGUAAGAUUAGGGUAUACAACCCAAGGAAAUCGGAGACACCCAUACGGGAAGGCAAUGGACCGGUUGGCACUCGCGGAGCUCGGAUCACCUGGGCGUUGGAGGGACAUUACAUCGUCUGCACUGGUUUCGACAAGGUUUCGGAGCGACAGAUCAGCGUGUACAAUGCACAAAAGUUGUCCGCCCCGUUGAACACGGCCAGUUUGGAUGUCUCACCCUCCAUAUUGAUCCCAUUCUAUGACGAAGAUAGCUCCACACUGUUUGUUACGGGCAAGGGUGACUCCACCAUCUACUGCUACGAGAUCACCGACGAGGAGCCGUACAUCUGCCCACUGUCACACCAUCGUUGCACCUCGCUGCACCAGGGCCUCAGUUUCCUCACGAAGAACCACUGCGACGUGGCCAGCGUGGAGUUCUCGAAGGCCUAUCGGCUAACCAAUACCACAAUUGAACCCCUGAGUUUCACUGUGCCCCGCAUCAAGAGCGAGCUGUUCCAAGACGAUCUGUUCCCACCCACACGCAUCACCUGGAGCGCCACGCUAAGCUCCGAGGAUUGGUUCGCUAGCAAUGACAAGGCGGCACCCAAGGUCAGCCUCAAGCCAGAGGGCAUGGAAACUUUAUCUUCCAUACAGCAAGUGCCAGCGCAGCCCGUCAAGAAGCCGGAUCAUCCUCAGUUCGGUGGUCAGAAGUCCGAGUACGAGAUCAACAAGCAGCAGGAGAUCCAGAAAUCAGUUAGCGCGCGUAUGGAGUUCACCACCAAGCUGGAGCAGGACGACAUGGAGGGCGUGGACGAGAACGAGUGGCAGGAGUAGCAGUAUAGCCAACGUCUGCGGCGGACAUGAACCAUGGAAAUCAGUUCACAAUUUAGCGUUUAACCAAUGGGCGUAACUUUUUUUUAACAAUCUAAACAUGACACGACAUCAUGACAGAACAGCAAAGUGCUCGACAUUUACAAUCUACUUGCGAGCGAGCGUAUAUAGAGAACUCGUAGCUAAGCCGAAAGUAAAAAAAACUAACACACUCCCGUACACACACCCUCAUCCCUCAUCAUCCCAGCAUUCAGUUCCUCGCUCCUCCGCCAAUUACUGCAGUUGCUCAAUAAUUGCCAAAUUAAACAUCAUAAGCCAGUUUUGUUCGUUUUGUUAAACGUUGAUUUUUAUGUAUGUUCUUUUUUUUUAAUUGUGUGUGUAUUAACUUUUGAUUUACCCAUAUAUGUUUGUGUUUUUGUGUGCUAUUUAAGUAGUUAGUCCAAAAUUAGUUUAGCCUAUUAAGGUGUUUACACUUACGAUUAAUUUCCCCGGUUCUCCUGUGUCCUUCAGUUUAUGUGGCCAUAUAGGAAAAGUGAGGAGAAGCGCUUAGAUGAUACUAAUUUUACGUAUGGACAUUACGCAUAUGUAUUCCCCUCUCUGUUUGUUUCACGUUUGCAUGUGAGUGCGUAAGAGAGAGAGAGAGAGAACGAGAUAGAGAGCGAUAGAGUGUGUGUGUGUGCCUGACUAUCUCCUUUUUCGCAAGAUUUCACCCUCUUUCGACCUACCAUCCAUCCGAAAUGAAAAACCCGCCCAAAUCGAACCGAAGAUGCCCCCCAACAUCGUUUCUAGUCUUUCGCAUCGUUCGAUCCCCCAAAAGAACCACCUCCCCCCAUUACCUAUUCCCCAACCAACAACAACAAGACAGGAAAGAAAAACAUAUAGACUGUAGCCAAACAAAAAGAAAAAAAAAUUUUAAUGAAAAUAAUGCUGAGAACUACAAUCAAGUGAGACAAUUUUUAUAGUGUAAAAUGCGUAAAUCAAACAUACUGCAACAGCCGAAUCAAACCGAAAAGACAAGCAAACAACAAUUCCAAAAUGUAUAACGAAAAGACUUGAUCAGCGGAUGGGUCAGUUGCCCAGCUGCCCAUCUCCAUCCUCAGAAUCCUCCUCCCCGAACGUCCCCUACUAACGCAAAAAGAAAGUACGAUGCCAAUCAGAACGGAAGGGGGGAAAGUAAUGAGUUGCCAUUGAAACAGAAACAGAAACAAAAACGGAAACGAGGGAAGGCAAUAGAUCGUAUCUCGAGUAGCAUAACCCAUAGGCAAUAACGUUUUGUACUUGCAAUAGAAUAUACAUAUAUACACAUAUACAUGAUAUAUUAUAUAUUUUGUAUACCAAGCGUAACUAAAAGCUGGCCAAGAACUCGAACUUCUGGCCGAACUUCUGAACGAACGACUGAACCAGAGCCGCAUAGGGCGAAUAGCGUGGCAAAUCGAAAUUCAAACUCAAAUAAUUCAAAACAGACCAACAACCAAUUCUCGGGUAACGGGCAAUAUUGUGCUAAACAAGGUUCUAUUAUACAGAUUAUAUAUACACACAUACCAUACGCAUAGUUAUAGGCAUACGGCAUAUACGUCGCAAACUGAAGCAAUUCCAGCAACUCCAAAUCAAAGUCCAAGCUGCAUUUAUUGAAUCCAAACGCCAUGGAACGACUGACAGACAAGUAUUCGCUAAACAUUCUGAUCUGCAUCUGCCCGCCCCGUCAAAAAUUCCCAAAAAGUCCCAAAAGAGGAGUUGAAUUGCAAGAGGUUGGUCUGAAAUCGGGGAUUGGGAUCGGGAUCAGGAUCCCAUUUGGGGAAGCGGGAACACAGUUCUACGAUCAUUAAGUCCUAUGUCCCAGUAAACCCACUCCAACAAUCCAAUACUAAAACCCCAACUCGAACGCCCGCAGAUAUUAUGUCGUUCUGUAUUUAUUAGCCAUAUUCGAUUACCAUUUUCGAACGUCUCUUAUUUAUAUUUAUAUUUAUAUAUAUCUAUAACAAUACCAAUAUACGAAAAUACAACUUCAAGCGAUAUAUAAUACGAUGAUAAGCGAAUGAAGGAUUGAUUGAUUGAUUGAUGAUUCACAGCGGAAGUCGAAAGGAAAUGCAAGCAGAAAGUAGUGAGGAUGGUUUAAGAAGGCGAACCAGCAGAAUCUGAAUCGAUAUCUGAAUCGAUAUCUGAAUCUGAAUCCGAAUCAGAAGCAUACACAUUAUUUAUACAAUUUAUUUUACAGUACGAGUAUAUCCGAUAACCCCCAUCCGAUACUCUAGCACUAAGUUAUAAUUACAAUAAUAAUAAUGAAAGCAAAAAUAUAUUUAUAUAC